GCCGGUCGCGUGGUAGCUCAAGGUACACAGCUCUCGCAUGUGAGAGUCAUGGAGCCCUUGGUCAAAGUGGACUCCUUCGGAGCGCCGAUGAUCUUCGAGGGACCCCGCGCCGGGGCAAGGGUCCUCAGACCCAUCGACAUCGAGUUCACCGACCUCACCUACACAGUGCACGCUGGCAAAGUUACAAAGCAAGUCCUGAAAGGAGUUUCUGGCACAUUCAAAUCGGGUGAGCUCACCGCGAUAAUGGGACCCUCCGGCGCAGGAAAAACGUCACUCCUCAACGUCCUAACUGGAUUCCUGUCGGAAGGAAUGAAAGGCAGCGUGAGGGUGAACGGAAUGGAACGCAAUCUCUCAACUUUCAAGAAGAGCUCGUGCUACAUUUUGCAGUCAGAUCAGCUGCACUCACACUUCACCGUCCUGGAGACUAUGUACAUGGCAGCCAGUCUCAAACUGGGACCCGGAGUUGGCAGAAAGGCCAGGAAAAUUGAGGUGGACAACGUGCUGGACAGGCUGGGCCUGCGAGUGUGCGCGAACACAAGGGCCUCCGAGUUGUCCGGAGGCCAGCAGAAGAGACUGAGCAUCGGCCUAGAGUUGCUGGACAACCCGCCGAUCAUGUUUCUCGACGAGCCUACCACAGGUCUGGACAGCUCGUCGUGCUCAAGUUGUGUGAAACUUCUGCGAAGUCUCGCCUCUCAAGGACGCACCAUCGUGUGCACAAUUCACCAGCCGAGCGCCUCUUUGUGGGAGAUGUUUGACCAUGUGUACGUGCUGGCUGAGGGCAAAUGCGUGUACCAGGGCGACAGUUUCCAGGCGGUCUCGUUCUUGGCCUCGCUUCGACUGCCCUGCCCGCUUUACCACAACCCUGCCGACUUCAUGUUGGAAGUUGCAAGCGGUGAGCUUUUCGCAAAUGGAAAUUUGAUCGGCAAACAAGAGCACCAAGCGAUCCUUCAACAAAUGGUCGUAGCUUCGAAAACAGACAAAUGGAGGCGGAAAACUUACAGAUCAUUUCAGCAGAAUACAAUAACAUUGGGUGACACAACAAGCGUAUUGCACCGAGCUCAAAAGCAAGGCGUGUCUGAGUGGAGCAAAUUUUGCAUUUUGACUCAUAGGAUUACGAAGCAAUUUUUAAGAGACUGGACAAUGACGUAUCUCAAACUGGGCCUGCACUUGUUGGUGGGCAUCGUCCUGGGCCUGUUGUACCAAGGCUCCGGCCAGGACGGCGCUCGCAGCAUCGCCAACAUGGGCUUCUUCUUGGUGACCCUUGUGUACCUCGCGUACACUUCGAUGAUGCCCGCCGUUCUCAGAUUUCCUACGGAAAUGAACGUACUUAGAAAAGAGAGAUUCAACAAUUGGUACUCCCUACGGACUUAUUACGCUGCGUUUACGGUUGCGGACACCCCUCUGCAGCUCUUAUUCUGCGCCAGUUACGUACUAGUUUCGUACUUCCUGUCAUCACAAUCAUUAGACCCAUUCAGGGUGAUAAUGUUUGUCACGAUUUGCCUCAUCAUCUCCCUCCUAGCAGAGACAAUAGGACUCAUCCUAGGAGCGGUCUGCAGUCCAAAGGUUGGAACAUUUGCGGGCGCGUAUUCAACUGCCCUGUGGAUCGUCCUGUCAGGAUUUCUCCUGCUCUACACCCACACUCCAAAGUUCCUGCGCUGGAUGCACUACAUCAGUUAUUUGCACUACGGCUUUGAAGCCCUUGCCAUCACUCAAUAUGGGUAUGAUAGACAGACGCUCGAGUGUCCAGAAGAUGAGUACUGCCACUACAAAUACCCAAAGGCUCUUUUGACGGAGCUGAGCAUUGACCCGGACAACUACUGGCUGGACUUUGGUGUGCUGAUUGGAAUUCUGGUGGCCCUCAGAAUUGUGACAUACUGGGCUCUGAAAAAGCGACUUAACUCUUUGAACUGCAAAUGAGCUGCCUUAAUUUUAUAUGCAUGUAACUUAUUCCCCAUUCUGUGAGAGUGCACGAGACUGUUGUGUGUUUUCUUAACUAAACAUUUUUUGUGUCUCAAACUGUGAUUUCCUACUCUUUCACCUUCGCGUGCCUUGGACAUAAAACAAACACAAUUGUGAUAAAAAAAAUCAAGAGGAGCAUUGUUGAGUGUAAACUUGCCACCAAAUGAUAUUAUUUAACUAACUUUAUUUCCAUGACAUGCACUGGUUGUGUAGUUACCAUUGCCCUUUUGACGAGCUGCUCCUUUUAUUUCCGUAAGAUUUUGCCAACGCCGAGCACGAAAGUGACUUGAAUUUUGGAUCUGACCAAUUCUUUUAUGAAAUAAGAUCCACCAUAAAUAAUUUCCGGAUAAAAUAUUUGUAAAUAACUUUCAAUUUAAACUUUCCAAGCAUUUUAUUGAACAAUUUGUUUUAUUUUAUGAUAAUAAUUAUUAUUUUGUAUGCAAUUUUGUCAAGAAAAAAAGUGAAAACAAAGGAAAAAAUUUCCAAAGUUUUUGAUUGAUUUUAAUUAGAGAAAAUCCACAUUAAUGAUCAUAAUCCACUGCCACAGACCAGUAUGCGAAUUGUAAAUAUGAAGAAAAAAAUGAUAUAGAAGGCGAAAUUUUAUUUUUUGGUUCAUUUAAAAGAAAACCAUGAGAAUUAAAAUAAAUGAAAAAAAAACUAUCAUGCAAACUUG
This is a messenger RNA of Neocloeon triangulifer, 2632 nucleotides long. RefSeq names its product ATP-binding cassette sub-family G member 1-like. The transcript has 12 exons. Gene Ontology annotation, molecular function: ABC-type transporter activity; ATP hydrolysis activity; ATP binding. NCBI's taxonomy places the organism in Eukaryota, Metazoa, Arthropoda, Insecta, Ephemeroptera, Baetidae. Gene Ontology annotation, cellular component: plasma membrane. The record is from RefSeq and is a predicted model, not a curated record. The coding region runs from base 49 to 1917 and encodes 622 amino acids.